CGACAGAAUCUGGCGUUUGGCAUUCUCCAGCAUUAUCGGCUCGUUUGUCACGAAAUAAAGAAUACUUUCGCGAGGGCUCGAAAUGCGGUCUCUUUGCGUGUAUCUUGCCUUAUUGGCAAUCGUAGUGGUCAAUGCCGAUGUCUUCUUGGACGAAAAUUUCACCGAUGAUACUUGGGAAGAAAACUGGGUAUAUUCUGAACACCCAGGAAAAGAAUUUGGAAAAUUCGUGCUCAGCGCUGGAAAGUUCUGGAACGACCCGGAAAAUGACAAAGGUAUCCAAACAUCCCAGGACGCCAGGUUUUAUGCCUUGAGCAAGAAGUUUUCGCCCUUCAGCAACAAGGACAAAAAUCUAGUCGUUCAAUUCACCGUCAAGCAUGAACAGAACAUCGACUGUGGUGGUGGAUACGUCAAAGUUUUCGACUGCUCCCUUGACCAGAAGGACAUGCACGGAGACAGCCCCUAUCUUCUUAUGUUCGGACCUGACAUCUGUGGACCAGGAACAAAGAAGGUGCAUGCCAUCUUUAGCUACAAGGGUAAGAACCUCUUGAUCAACAAAGACAUCAGAUGCAAGGAUGACAUCUACACGCAUUUAUACACUCUCAUCGUUAAGCCCGAUAAUACUUACGAGGUUCUUAUCGACAACGAGAAGGUUGAAUCUGGAGAAUUGGAAGCCGACUGGGACUUCCUUCCCCCCAAGAAAAUCAAAGACCCCAACCAAUCGAAACCCGAAGACUGGGACGACAAGCCAACCAUUCCAGACCCUGAUGACCAAAAACCCGAAGAUUGGGACAAGCCUGAACACAUUCCCGACCCAGAAGCCACCAAGCCCGAAGAUUGGGACGAUGAGAUGGACGGAGAAUGGGAACCUCCCAUGAUAGACAACCCAGACUACAAGGGCGAGUGGAAACCAAAGCAGAUUGACAACCCCAACUACAAGGGACCAUGGGUGCAUCCUGAAAUUGACAACCCUGAAUAUCAACCCGAUCCUGAAAUCUACAAACGAGAUGAAAUCUGCGGAAUUGGAUUCGACCUCUGGCAAGUCAAGGCAGGAACCAUCUUCGACAAUGUUCUCAUCACGGACGACAUCGAGUACGCACGCAAAGUCGGAGAAGAAGUUUGGAAACCUACUUUUGAAGGCGAGAAGAAGAUGAAGGAAGCCCAAGAAGAGGAAGAGAAGAAAGAAAGAGAAAAGGAUGCGAAAGAAAGUGGAGAAGAGAAGGAGGAGGAAGACGAAGAUGAGGAAGAAGAGGAUGAGAAAGAAACUGAAGUUCCUGAAGUAGAGGAACACGAUGAAUUGUAAAUAUGUGGUGCCACAAAUGGCACAAACAGACUGUAUUCCAGGAGCUGCUGCUUAGCCCACGGCACGCGCCAGCGCGUGGUAGGCAUGGAGGAUAACUUGAGGGAAUGUUGCAAGACUGCAAUAGUAGUCUUGGAUCCGCAAUGCGAAAGGAUGCUUACUUUCUACGGUGUACAUUUUAUAUUUAAAAUCUAAGGAACUCGAGAGUCUUCUUCUUGUGCUUUCCCUAAAGAUGAAAGCAUUCGCGACCUCUCGCUUUUCGUGGAUCGAGAAUUAUAGAUCCAAUGUGUCGAACACACAAACAACCCGAACAUUUUAUCCAACAUCUUGCCCGUGUCCCCGCCGUUACAGCAGCUCCAAAAGACUAAGUUGUUCAGUUUUUGUUUGUCAAGUGUUUUUAUAUUAUACAGAAAAAAAAAUUAAAGUGUAAUUUAAUAUCGCUAUAUAUAAAUAUAUUAUAUAUAAUUAUCAUCCAUAUGCAACGUACUCGUAAAUCGAUGGAUGGAUGUGUGAAAACGUGAUUGAGUGAUAAUAAAAUAAUAAUUAUAUUAAACCAUCAAUAACCAUGUAAUAAGUGAAUAAGGUAAGACCUUUUUUUAGAUGUGCACAAGUCUGUCAUUUUCGAGCGUCUCCCAUCGUUUGUAAGGCAAAUUUUGUCCAAGAUUUUCUUCAAACUUAUGUAAUUGUAAAACAAAAUUAGGUCCAUUUGUAAAAUUUUACAAAUUAAAAUGAUUAUAGAAACAUAA
Messenger RNA from Belonocnema kinseyi, 2043 nucleotides. It is a transcript of the gene Calr, whose product is annotated as calreticulin. Lineage: Eukaryota; Metazoa; Arthropoda; Insecta; Hymenoptera; Cynipidae. Bases 83 to 1300 code for a protein of 405 amino acids. The transcript has 8 exons. Gene Ontology annotation, cellular component: endoplasmic reticulum membrane; endoplasmic reticulum. Gene Ontology annotation, biological process: protein folding. Gene Ontology annotation, molecular function: calcium ion binding. The record is from RefSeq and is a predicted model, not a curated record.